Molecule: messenger RNA, 1134 nt
Organism: Brassica oleracea var. oleracea
Lineage: Eukaryota; Viridiplantae; Streptophyta; Magnoliopsida; Brassicales; Brassicaceae
Product: NAC domain-containing protein 92
Exons: 3
Coding region: 162-1031 (289 amino acids)
Biological process (GO): regulation of DNA-templated transcription
Molecular function (GO): DNA binding
Source: RefSeq, a predicted model, not a curated record
CUUAUUUCUCUGAUGGAAAACUAGUAUAUAGAGAGGAGCUUCGUUUGCUCAAACCCUUUCCUCUUCUCUCUUUAAAAAAAAAUCUCUCUCUCUCUUCAAAAACCCUUUUCUCUUCUCUCUUACAUAACGUUGAUUGUUUCUAAUAAACUUUAUUAGGAUAAAUGGAUUACGAUGCAUCAAGAAUCGGUGAAAUAGUAGAAGAUGAAGAGCAAAUUGAUCUGCCACCUGGAUUCAGAUUUCACCCUACUGAUGAAGAACUCAUAACUCACUAUCUCAAACAAAAGGUCUUCAACACUUUCUUCUCUGCCACCGCCAUUGGUGAAGUUGAUCUCAACAAGAUCGAGCCUUGGGAGUUACCAAGGAAAGCUAAGAUAGGGGAGAAAGAAUGGUAUUUCUUUUGUGUGCGAGACCGGAAAUACCCAACCGGUUUAAGGACAAACCGGGCAACUGAAGCCGGUUACUGGAAAGCCACAGGCAAAGAUAAAGAGAUUUUCAAGGGGAAAUCACUUGUGGGUAUGAAGAAGACUCUGGUUUUCUACAAAGGAAGAGCUCCUAAAGGAGUAAGAACCAAUUGGGUUAUGCAUGAAUAUCGAUUAGAAGGCAUAUAUUCUAUCCAACAUCUUUCCCAGACAGCUAAGAACGAUUGGGUUAUUUGCCGUGUUUUCCAUAAACGUGCCGAUGGUACAAAGGUUGAUAUGUCCCAUUUAGUGUUGCUUGAUUCACACAUAAACCGGAUUGAACCGGUCGGAUUACCUUCGUUGAUGGAUUCUUCUCAACGAGAUUCCUUCCCUGGUUCGUCUACUCACGUGACCUGCUUCUCCGACCAAGAAACCGAAGAUAAAAGACUCAUUCAUCUCGAGUCCAAAGACGGUUCUGGUCCUCUGUUUUACCCUGAUCCUCUGUUUCUGCAAGACAAUGAUUCGCUAAUGAAACUGUUGCUUAACAGUCACGAAACCCAGUUCCCCGGUACUGGUACUGACCCCUCCGGUUUAGCCGGUACGGAAGAAUCGGGUUGCUUUUGGAAUUUCUGAGGUGUAAUAUCUGUUGUAGACUUGUAAUUCAUGUGUUCGUGCGAGAUAUGAAGAUUCUUGUAACAUUUUUUGUAAAAAGAAAUGAAGUCCAUUUAUUUUGCAA